Molecule: messenger RNA, 1977 nt
Organism: Capsella rubella
Lineage: Eukaryota; Viridiplantae; Streptophyta; Magnoliopsida; Brassicales; Brassicaceae
Exons: 3
Coding region: 1-1977 (658 amino acids)
Source: RefSeq, a predicted model, not a curated record
AUGGCCGACUCCAAGGAACCUCCACAUAAGUUGGCCACAACUUACUUCGAAAGGGGAUACAUUGUGAAAGCGUUGAAGGUCAUAGCAAAGUCGUUAUCUUCACCUUCUGUCCAUGGGGAAGAGAAGGAGAUGUUUGAUUUUCUAGAAGGAGAGAUACUUGAAGAGUUGGGUAAAAAUUCAGGUAAUCUUGGGUUAAAGUUUACAUAUAUGGUAGGUUCAGUUGAAUCUUUUUCCAAAAUCGAUUCAUAUCCUCUGUUUUAUGCGUAUGCUCUGUUCAACCUGGUGCAUCACUAUGAGUCGGCUGUAUUUUACAAGAUUGCUCUAAGGCAAGCCCAAAAAGCUCGGGACUUUCUUGCCUCGAUGAUGAUGUCCCCGGAAAACGCCUCUUCCUUACCUGAUUUGCGAGCGGAUAGGCAGUUUUUGGAAUUAAAAAUUGAUACUUUAGAAGCCAAAAUUGCUGACGGUCCUGUUGCAGAUAUGCCCGUUGGUCCUCCUCCCAGCAUAUGUCGUUUUGGGCAGGUUCAGGAUAUAAAGGAUGUGGAGAGAAUGAAGUCGUAUUGGUUAGGUUUGGAUGAUAAUUUCAAAAGGGGUUUUAUGAAGGUUAGAAUAGCUGAGUUCGAAAAGUAUGUCAAGGCCAAAACUGGUAGAAAGGAUUUCAAGAAAGUUAUAAAGUAUGUUCAGAAGACACAAAAGUGGAUAGCAUGGAAUUGCCGAAAUUGUGAGGGUUUGUUUUCUACUAGUGAUGAAUGUAGGGAUCAUAUUGAACAAGAACAUGCUGCAGGAUCAAAAGCUUCUUCGAGAAAGCAUACGCCCCAGAGGAUAAAUGAUGACUGGGCAAAAAAGGUACGGUGUGGAAGUUGGGAACCUGUGGAUGCGGCAGCUGCUCUUCAAAUGAUCGAACAUCAAUAUUCAGAUGUAAAACGGUUUGCAUAUCAGGGUGGAUGGUGCAAAGACUGGCCUUUAGCUAGGGAUGCAGAGCGCAGUGCUGCACUCAGAGGAAUCAGAUCACUCCUUGUACCCUUAAUUGAGCACAAGGUUCUGUUAGAUAGCUUUCGAGACAGGGUGAUACAUUCUUUGGUUGAAAAUCUUGGCGUUUCCAGAGAGAAGCUAAGUGACUGUCGCCUAGUGGAAACUCCUCAGAGUAUUUGUUUUCUGGAAUGUCAUGAACUCAAUCAAAUCCUGGCUUUUAUAAGCAGUUUCAAGUUUGAAAGGUAUGACUGUGUAGAUCUGGUUAGCAGAGCAGUGGAAACAGUGUGGCAGAGUACUCGGUUUAAAGAAAGAAUCGACUUUGACCUGAAAGAAACAUUUCUACUUCUGGAUAAGAGACUGCUAAGAGGCCAGGUUGAUCAUUUCGACGAUGAAGGAAGAGUAAAUCAUUUUGAACCAACUGUUCACUACGCCAGGGUCCAUCCUCGUGGAGAUGAUAUUGUGACGUGGUUGAAACACCGUUUUCCCGAGGAUGACGGGUUUGCGUUUCCCGAACCUGUCUCUAUGCACAACUUUGACAUUUGGGUGGCUGUUAUGAGAGGGUUUCACUUCACGUGUAAGACCUUGGAGACCAAAUAUGCUAAGAGGUUGACGUUAAUAGAAUAUUAUGAAGCACUUACAGAAGUAAGGGAGAUAUGCCAAAAGGAGAAGAAUGAUACUGCCCUUACUCAAGUUAUAAGAGAGAUAUAUGUUCUGAAAGGAUCAGCGUUCCCUGCAUUUGAUUUUCAAGAUUUAGAAGAUUGUCUGAAGUUUAUACACGACCACUGUGACGAUGACAGUGAUGAUGAACUCAUGAGCGCCAUCAAGUGUCUGGAAGCAACUGUGAAAGAAAAGGUCACUCUGAUGGAUUCGAGGAUUUUUCUGAUUGAGGAGUCCAAGACCCAAUUUGUUACGUGUCUCACCAAACUUGCCUGCAUCGACUACCGCACCUACAUUUGUCCUCCUCUAAAAAUAUUUUUAGUCGAUGCUCUAAAGAGAGGGCGUUGGUAG